Hevea brasiliensis (rubber tree) is the source of this 1974-nucleotide messenger RNA. Its product is annotated as low affinity inorganic phosphate transporter 1. The transcript is spliced from 2 exons. The record is from RefSeq and is a predicted model, not a curated record. Gene Ontology annotation, molecular function: phosphate transmembrane transporter activity. Gene Ontology annotation, cellular component: membrane. Gene Ontology annotation, biological process: phosphate ion transport; transmembrane transport. Bases 220 to 1764 code for a protein of 514 amino acids. NCBI's taxonomy places the organism in Eukaryota, Viridiplantae, Streptophyta, Magnoliopsida, Malpighiales, Euphorbiaceae.
AAUAGAGACCAAACACCCAUGCCUUUUUCCCUCCAUUUUAUCCCCUUCCUUUCUUCGCUGUCUCUUUCUCUCCAUCGCUAACCCAUUGUUGUUGUGUUACUUCUACACCCUAUUCCCCUCUGUGUUGCUUCUUCUACCUUUUAUUGGCUUCAGAUAUUCACUAUCGCUCUCUUUUGGGGAUUUCUGUAGCUCCGCCACGGGUAAGUUUCAGGGGAAAUCAUGGCAGGAGAACAACUGAAUGUGCUUAAUGCACUUGACGUGGCCAAAACACAAUGGUACCAUUUCACUGCAAUUGUGAUUGCUGGCAUGGGUUUUUUCACUGAUGCCUAUGAUCUUUUUUGUAUCUCCCUUGUGACCAAAUUGCUAGGCAGAAUUUACUACUACAAGGAAGGUUCUACUUCUCCUGGAUCUUUACCAUCAAAUGUCUCAGCUGCUGUUAAUGGUGUUGCUUUCUGCGGCACCCUUGCAGGCCAGCUUUUCUUUGGCUGGCUUGGUGAUAAAAUGGGCAGAAAACGUGUCUAUGGGAUGACAUUAAUGCUUAUGGUCAUUUCCGCUAUUGCCUCAGGCCUCUCUUUUGGCAAAGCUCCUACUGCUGUCAUGUCCACACUCUGUUUCUUCCGUUUCUGGCUCGGUUUUGGGAUCGGUGGUGACUACCCACUUUCUGCCACAAUCAUGUCUGAAUAUGCUAAUAAAAAGACUCGUGGGGCUUUCAUUGCUGCUGUUUUUGCCAUGCAAGGUUUUGGGAUCUUGGCUGGUGGUAUGGUUGCUAUUAUAGUUUCUGGAGCAUUUAAGGUCAAAUAUCCUGCCCAACCUUAUGAAAAUGAUCCAGUUGGCUCUACUGUACCAGAAGCUGAUUAUGUUUGGAGGAUUAUCUUGAUGUUUGGUGCAAUCCCUGCGGCAGUUACUUAUUACUGGCGCAUGAAGAUGCCUGAAACUGCACGAUACACUGCUUUAGUCGCCAAGAAUGCCAAACAGGCUGCAUCUGAUAUGGCAAAAGUGCUUCAGGUUGAUUUGGAGGCAGAAAAUGACAAAAUUGAGCAGUCUGUAGGAAAUGAUUUUGGUCUGUUUUCUAUGGAAUUUGUUCGCCGCCAUGGACUUCACUUGCUCGGAACCACUAGUUCUUGGUUCUUGUUGGACAUUGCAUUCUACAGCCUGAAUUUGUUUCAGAAGGAUAUUUUCAGUGCUAUUGGGUGGAUUCCUCAGGGUCAAACCCUGAAUGCCAUUGAAGAGGUCUACAGAAUUGCUAGAGCACAAACUCUUAUUGCUCUUUGCACCACGGUUCCAGGGUAUUGGUUCACAGUUGCACUAAUUGACGUAAUAGGGCGGUUCGCAAUUCAAUUGAUGGGAUUCUUCUUCAUGACAGUGUUCAUGUUUGCUUUGGCAAUACCUUACCAUCAUUGGACUCUACCAGACAACCGAAUUGGAUUUGUUAUCAUGUAUUCACUAACCUUCUUCUUCUCCAAUUUUGGUCCAAAUUCCACCACAUUUGUGGUGCCUGCAGAGAUUUUCCCAGCAAGGUUAAGGUCUACCUGCCAUGGUAUAUCAGCUGCAUCUGGCAAGGCAGGGGCAAUUGUGGGUGCAUUUGGGUUCUUGUAUGCGAAAGAUGGUAUUGGAGUGAGGAAUACACUUUUAGUCGUUGGUGGAAUCAACUUCUUCGGAAUGAUAUUUACUCUCCUGGUGCCUGAGUCAAAGGGAAAAUCACUCGAGGAAAUGUCUGGUGAAGCUGAGGAAGAAAAUCAAAGUCAUCAAACAACAAGUGUCUAGGCAAACUAUUCCAGUUUAAUUAGGCUUUGUUUUUAUGUAAUAUCUUUAGCAUAAUCUAGAAGACUUAAUGGAAGUCGCAUAAGUAAACCUAUGUGCAUAGGUCUUUGAUGCUUUUUAGGCUGAGAUACAAUAAGCUCUUGGGGAUGCUAUUUUGUCUUCUAGCUUCUAACUGCUUGAUCUUUGAUAUAGAUUGAGACUGUUUUAUAGUUA